Diaporthe citri is the source of this 882-nucleotide messenger RNA. RefSeq lists its product as uncharacterized. The transcript has 4 exons. NCBI's taxonomy places the organism in Eukaryota, Fungi, Ascomycota, Sordariomycetes, Diaporthales, Diaporthaceae. Gene Ontology annotation, cellular component: cytoplasm. Gene Ontology annotation, molecular function: ubiquitin protein ligase binding. The record is from RefSeq and is a predicted model, not a curated record. The coding region runs from base 1 to 882 and encodes 293 amino acids. Gene Ontology annotation, biological process: proteasome-mediated ubiquitin-dependent protein catabolic process; regulation of proteolysis.
AUGGCAGUAAAUGCUGCUGAUGCGGAUGAUUGCCGAGCCAGAGAACUAGAUCUCCUAACUUCUGGCAACUUUUCCGACAUCAAAGCUGUCUGCGGCGAACGCGUGUGGAAAUGCCAUAGAGCGAUCCUGGCAAGCCGCUCGGUCUGGUUUCGCAAAGCUCUCUCCGGUCCCUUCCAGGAGGCCAGCAGCAGACGAGUCAACCUGGAAGAGAAGGACCCCAUCUUUGUCGACCUUGCGCUGAAGCACAUUUACGGUAAUGGUCUCGACGUGGAGUCUUCAAUCUCCCCGGAUCAUUUCAUGGGAGAAUGUGUGUCUCUCUGGCAGACUGCCGACUUCCUGUUGCUCAACUCGUUGAAGUCGUCCGUGGAGAAAGCUGUUCACAACUAUUGCGACAGGCGAAUGAAGCAGCUCUGCACAAGGCUCUUUCGGCCCAAGUGGGCGAACGAAAUCAAGGGAAAAUUGACCGCGUGGGCCAUUGACAUGAUCAUCGGCAUUCGGGGCGCUUACAGGUGGAACGUUGAGGGCUUGAAAGCAGUACUGGUGGAGUUCACAUGGGCUGGAAGGCGCUGCACCUUGGAUGCACGCAUAGUUUCGACCACCCUCGACCACCUCAAGGACACACCGGCCUUUGUGGCGGACCUCCUAGCAUUCUUUGCUUCUACCUCAUCGACGAAAAGUGCGGUUUGGGCCCCACACAGAAGCGGGAGGACCUGGACUGCCACAUGCCGAAGAUGCGGCACGGAGAUAUUCUGGGGAAAUAAUGAGCAAGCAGAGGGACAGAUCCUCGACCCUUUUGGCCUUGACGGCGGCCUUGGGUGGUGCCGGGACUGCGGGAAUCUGGACAUGACCCCGUGGCGGGAGGGGGGAGCCAACGACCACUGA